Molecule: messenger RNA, 993 nt
Organism: Eutrema salsugineum
Lineage: Eukaryota; Viridiplantae; Streptophyta; Magnoliopsida; Brassicales; Brassicaceae
Product: NAC domain-containing protein 90
Exons: 3
Coding region: 84-791 (235 amino acids)
Biological process (GO): regulation of DNA-templated transcription
Molecular function (GO): DNA binding
Source: RefSeq, a predicted model, not a curated record
AAAAGAAAGCAAAUCAAUUUGUGAUAAUAUAAUUACAAUCAAGAGGUUUUCUUCUGUAGAAUAUCUAUCUAUCAUAUACAAAAAUGGAGGAGGAGCUUACGCUUGGGUUUCGCUUCUAUCCCACGGAAGAUGAACUGAUUUCGUUCUACCUACGAAACCAGCUCGAAGGAAGAAGUGAUGACUCCAUGCACCGUGUCAUUCCCGUUCUGGACGUCUUUGAGGUCGAGCCAAGUCAUCUUCCAAAUGUUGCGGGAGAGAGAUGUCGAGGGGAUGCUGAACAAUGGUUCUUCUUUGUGCCAAGACAAGAACGUGAAGCAAGAGGAGGCAGACCGAGCAGAACCACUGGUUCAGGAUAUUGGAAAGCGACUGGAUCACCUGGUCCAGUAUUUUCCAAAGAUAACCGAAUGAUUGGAGUCAAGAAAACUAUGGUUUUCUACACUGGCAAAGCACCAACAGGAAGAAAAACAAAAUGGAAGAUGAAUGAGUACAAAGCCGUGGACGAAACAGUCAACGUGUCCACAAUCCCCAAGUUGAGACAUGAAUUCAGUUUAUGUCGUGUAUACAUAACAUCAGGAAGCUCAAGAGCUUUUGAUAGACGCCCUGUGGGAGUUUUUCAGACAGAGAGAAUGCUUACAAGUGAUGUUGCAGUUGCGGAGACAUCAUUUCGUGUGGAAAGCUCACCAGAAACUUCGAUUUCAGGAGGAGAACAUGUUGAUCUCUUUGUGAGUACAGAGAUGGUUGGUGGUUUAACAGAACCAAUCUGGGAAUGGGAACAGCUGAAUUGGCCUUGAAGCUAGAUUCAUAAUCAAGAAAACUUGAAGUUACUAUUUUAAUUAGUUGAAUUUAUGACCAGAAAAUUUUCUUUUUGUUUUCCUUGUAACAUUGAACUUUGAGCAAGAAUAAAUGACAAAAGGUGAUAUUAAUUAUAAGAUGUAUUUUUAAAUUAUAUUUUUUGUUAACUUUCAUUUGGUGUCGUUUUGUAGAGAAUGUGAG